GGGGGCGGUGCGGGGCCGCCCGUCCGGUUCCGGGUCGGCGGAAGAUGGCGGCGCCCAUGGAGCUGUUCUGCUGGGCCGGGGGCUGGGGGCUGCCCUCGGUGGAUCCCGACUGCCUGGCCGUGCUGACCUACGCGCGGUUCACGGGGGCGCCGCUGAAGGUGCACCGGGUCACCCACCCCUGGAGGAGCCCCUCCGGGCACCUGCCCGCGCUGAGGACGCAGGACGAGGGCACCAUCUCCAAAACGCAGCAGAUCAUAACUCACCUCAGGAAACAGAAGUACAACGCCGACUAUGACCUGUCGGCCACGCAGAACGCAGACACGCUGGCCUUCGUGUCCCUGCUGGAGGAGAAGCUGCUGCCGGUGCUGAUCCACACGUUCUGGGUGGAUGCGAAGAACUACGUGGAGCACACGCGGAAAUGGUACGCGGAGACCAUCCCCUUCCCCCUCAACUUCUUCCUGCCCAACUCCAUGCACAAGCGGCACCUGGAGCGGCUGCAGCUCCUGUGGGGCGACGACUACAUGGAGGAUGAGGAGAAGCUGGAGAAGCAGCUCUACCGGGAAGCCCGGGAAUGCCUGACACUCCUCUCCCAGCGCCUCGGCUCCCAGAAGUUUUUCUUCGGAGACUCGCCGGCCUCCCUCGACGCCUUCGUCUUCAGCCGCCUGGCGCCGCUCCUGAAGGCGAAGCUGCCCAACGGGAAACUGCAGCAGCACCUGAAGUCCCUGCAGAACCUGUGCAACUACUGCACCUCCAUCCUCAGCCUCUACUUCCCCUGGGAUGGAGCUGAUCCCUUGGCCGGUGCCCCACGGGCUGCGGGCACGGACAGCGGUGAGGGAGAGGAGGACCCCCACAAACGGCGCAACCAGCUGCUGUCGGUGCUGGUGGGGCUGGUGGCCAUGCUGGGCUACGCCUUCCUGAGCGGCAUCGUGUCCAUCCAGCGCGGCGGCGUGGGGCCGGCCGGCCGGCAGCCCAUCGCCAUGGAGCAGGAGGAAGAGGAGGAGGAGGAGUGAGGAUGAGCUGUGUGACUGUCUCACCCCCCAGCCCCCUGGAACUGACUGUUUUUACACCGGGAGCCUGGCAGCAUCAUUCCCCGUGGGUGCUCCGCUCGUUGUCCCGCCAGGAACCACGGCCCUCAC
Molecule: messenger RNA, 1136 nt
Organism: Neopelma chrysocephalum (saffron-crested tyrant-manakin)
Lineage: Eukaryota; Metazoa; Chordata; Aves; Passeriformes; Pipridae
Gene: MTX1
Product: metaxin 1
Exons: 8
Coding region: 45-1010 (321 amino acids)
Biological process (GO): mitochondrion organization
Cellular component (GO): SAM complex
Source: RefSeq, a predicted model, not a curated record